This is a messenger RNA of Xenopus tropicalis (tropical clawed frog), 4662 nucleotides long. RefSeq names its product carcinoembryonic antigen-related cell adhesion molecule 8-like (gene ceacam8l). The coding region runs from base 319 to 1542 and encodes 407 amino acids. The record is from RefSeq and is a predicted model, not a curated record. Lineage: Eukaryota; Metazoa; Chordata; Amphibia; Anura; Pipidae. The transcript is spliced from 8 exons.
AUUUGGGGGACACCGUUACCCCUGCCUGUGUCUAUUCCGGGCCCAGGGGCCCAGCGGGUAUAAUAGCACAGAUCGAUAGAAGUGGAAAGGGGGCAUUUCCUUCCAAUCUCCUAGGCAAGGGGCAGCCCCAGCGGCAGUCUCCGGGACAUGUGACUAUGGGAGGGGAGGGAGAGAGAGAGUGAAACCGCUGCUAAAGGAAAGCAGAUCUGUGGCAGGGGCUGUGCUGCCAUACGGGGGGAUGCCACAUACCAGUGUCUGGCUGCUUUAGAGGCGCAGAAGGAGCGAUUUGGCACUGCGUUUUAUUCAUCUCUGGGCAAGAUGUUUGGCUGCCGGCACCUCCUCACACAGUGCUGCUGGAUGCUGGCAGUUUCCCUCAGUGCUUGGAUGGAUGGAGCCCAUGGAAUUGGGGUUCAGCUGAUCCCUCAGUACCCGGUGGUUAGUCAGUCUGUUACCCUGAGCGUCACUGGGGUCACUGGCACCAUACGGCAGUUCAGCUGGUAUAAAGGUUCAAGUGCAGAUACCAAUAACCAAAUAUUCAGUGUUAUUCCAUCUGCAAACUCAGUGACAAAAGGGCCUCAGUAUUUCCCUCGUGCCAAUUGGCUCCCAAAUGGCUCAUUGCAGAUCUCAGGCCUUGUUCCUACAGACCAGGGGAAUUACACAGUGCUGAUGUAUACUGCUGAGAGUACAACACAAGAUACAGUUUCCCUGCCAGUUUAUGAGCCUGUCAGUUCCUCAGGGAUCAGCACAGACAAUAAGGAACCCCAGGAGAAUCAGCCAGUCACCCUCACAUGCAGUGCAAAUAAUGCAGAACAGAUCCUUUGGAGCAAGAAUGGUGUCCCUCUCCCUCCCGGGCUGACUCUGUCUGCAGAUAACAGGACUCUCACUUUCCCCAGGAUCUCUCGCUCAGAUACCGGCCAAUAUCGAUGUGAGGCUUCAAAUGCCGUCAGUAAGAUUAUCAGUGAUCCCUACACAUUAACUGUAAACUAUGGCCCAGAAAAUCUGAAAAUUAAAGGAACACUACAAGUGACUUCUGGGUACUCCACCUCAUUAGAAUGUUCUGCUGAUUCUGUUCCUGCACCAACCUACCAGUGGAAAUUCAAUGGGACUAAUUUGGAAUCACAGACUAACACCCUGUACAUCCAACAGGCCACACCUGAGAGUGCAGGAAAUUAUACCUGUAUAGGGACUAAUUCAGUGACAAAGCUCUCGCGGGAAACCUCUGUAUAUGUGUCUGUGAAUGAUUAUAACCCCAGUGACAAUCCCAUUGGACCAGGGCCUAUAGCUGGCAUUGCGAUUGCUAUCAUACUUGUUAUUGCUCUAGUCGCUGCAUUAAUUUUCCUGCUCGGCAUACGAAGACGUCACAGCUCUUCCAAGCAAGAGAAGAAAUCUACCGAGAAUGGCCAUACGAGCGCACAAGGAAUAGAGAUGGAUGAAUCUACUCUACAGUACAGCUCCAUAGAUUUCAGUGCGCAGCGAGGUCUCCAAAGGAAUGAGCACGUUGUACCUGACAACACUGUGUAUGCCGAAGUGAGACGCCAGUGACCUCCUGUUCUCAGGAUUCCAUAUUUACGGAUACCUGAAUUUUCUGAUAUGUCUCCACAUGGGUCUGACAACGACUAUUCAUCAUUACAGGGAAUAAUGGACAUCAACAAGACAUAUCUGGGGCAGGUUUGGAGAAGACCCAAGCACAAAAGGUUCCAGAGUACCACUGUGGGAGAAUGGUCAAUGCCAUGUACUUUGGUACCCGCAGGCUGGUAACUGACUCAGGGAGAAGGACAGAUGAUUUUUCAGCUCAGACUGAUCAAUGGGCUAAUUAAUAAUUAAUCAGGACCCCCAGCAGUGCACUGUUUACACCUCAUUCACAUAACAGGCUCUUUUAAUCAGACUUGUUGCAUCAUCCAUGUAUUACCCUUGGAAUGGUCUGUUCCACCUGUGUAGAAUUCAGUAUUGAGCAUCAGAUUGGGUUGUACUAAACAGCAUCGUUUGAGCAUCAGGGACAAACACUCCACCCAAGGAUUGCAGAAACACCUAAAGAACAGAUAUUUUUCUCUUUCCUGUCAAAUGAUAGAAUGGCAUCAAAGAUGGUGGACCUGCUUGUUUUUAUGCAGAUGUCUUUUCCAUGUUGUCAGACUCACACCAAAGAAUUCUGUAGGGAAUGAGACCUGAGAUUCUUCACUAUGGAACCACAGGCUGUUCAUUAGCACAAAACCAUCUUUAAACCAUUUGCAACCCCCACCCUGAGCGAUAACGUGCUUCAAACAGAAGAUUUCAUAUCAAAGAAAUGUGCAUUGUUUUCCCGAGUUCUGAAUUAAUUGCUCUGUUGGGAGUCCUGAAGCUGAAGGCCAGUAUAUUUCUGCCCCAAAUAUACCAGUGACAUUACUUUGGCACUGGUUCCAUCCGAUGCACUGAGUAUAGGAUCACAAAAUCCAGUAUGUAACCAGUUUACACGUGCUGUACAUUGAAUUACCCAGUAUGCUGCUUCAAUUCAUCUCUCUUAAACUUUACUUUGAAUAGUUAAAAAUAACAACAACUGGGUGCAGCAAAAUGAUAUAUUUCCUAUUUUUGCCUCGUCCGGAUUAAGAGGUUAAAGCUGUUGUCAUGUCUGGAAGCUUCGUAGUGAUGUAUUUCAGACUUCUUUUCAAAUGUGAAAGCAUUGGCUAUUGAUUUAUAUGCUCUUGUCUGCAUAGACUGUGUGGCACUACUGGUAGCCAGAAAUGAACUGUUCCCUCGGCCCUUGCGGAGGGCUUUGCCCAAUCAGUAGGAGUAGGUCUGGGCAAAACUAGGCUUUUUUUGUCCCCUCCCCUUCCCAUCUUAAUGGUGUGAGCCUUAGUAAGUGGAAUAAACUAUAUGGUGCUGUUUAGUGUGUGUCCUAGUACAGUGCAGUUGAAGGGUGCCAGGAGUUUUUUUUCAUGAACUAUUUAUUAAAGGACAGGCGAUCUACAGAUCAAUGCAGGCCUACACUCGCUGUCUUUGCUACUCACCUCUAUAAUAGGUGCCAAUAACAGCCUUUGAUCAACACAGAAAUAUAAAUACCGAUCUUACUGGCAGGAUUAGCUCUUACCAUAGUCAAGUGGCCAGAAGGAAGCCAUAUUGUUACCUGCAUUUAAAUGCUGUGAUUAUGAGCUGUUCCAAAUCUAUUUAUGGGGCUUAUAUGUGUAUGGGAGCUUAGGCAGAUGGAGAUUUUUGUCUGUGGAUGGGUCUGCCAUGGCCCCCCUGAAGUACAUUAGAUUCAGCCCAACACAAAUCCUGCUGAAAAAAGGCCACAUCUUUGCCAAAUCCAAAAUUGAAUCCUGGAUUGGGUGUGUCCCUAGUUCCAUGUGGCGCAUUACAGCAGACCAGGUCCUCUGUAUAAUCAAACAACCUGUAGAACAGCGCCCAAUACAGGACAUCACUACCUUUUGGGCUUCAGGCCAAUCUUCCGAUGGACGACAUAGAGCCUGGGGCAGUUGAAAUGGAUCCUGCAAAGAGCAGAAGAAUCCAAUGUAAGAAGACAGACCACCUAAUACUCCUUGUCCUGCACAUCUGUUAGGAUAGAUAUAUCUUAGAAAUAUUUAGUGUGAGUAUAGGGCAUAGAUACAUUGUGGGUAUUAUUCAGCUAUUUUGUGCAGUAUUCGUUACCUCCCCUGGAGAAGCCCCUUUUCCAAACUAAAUUUCUUUGGGUGGGUUAGGGGGGCUGAGACCCUUGCUACCAAAUUAUUUAACCGAUUUAUGUAUAAAAUAAGGGCAUAUUUAAGCGACAAGCUGAUUUACUAAACUGUGGUCACCUUUAAUGGAAAUAAAAACUUAUUUUGGGGUUGGGUCACCUUUAUUACUCCCUCCCCCAACCACAAAGAUGGUGUUUCUCUUUGUUUGACUUGAAUAAUAGUAUUAUUUUUGUAAAAAGGAUUUUUACUCGUAUUGUUGAUGGGCCAGGUUUUAAUUAUGUGGAUUACAAUUGGACCAAAUAUAUGCAUAAUUGUAUUUGUAGCCCAUAGUGGAAGCCUCCAUAUUGUUCCGCCAUCUGAGGUGGUCUCCAUAGACUUCUAUAAAGAGCUUUUCUUUUGAGGUCUACAGAGAAUACUUCAGAAAGACAAGCAGUAGGGCAUAUCCCACUGCAAAGGGUAAUUACAUGGGAGACCAAUCAAUUGUUUUAUAAUCUUGCCAUGUUAAUUACCUAUUAAAUAGAUUCUCAAUUGGAGGCUCUACAUCUAUAGAUUAACUGUAACACUUACAUACAACCACUCAAUAGCUUCAGCUGUUAAUGGGGUGCUUGGGUGUUUCAGUUCAAUAGCAACCGGAGGGUUACAGAUUCAACAUCUCUAAAACAGGUGUUUAUUGAUUGAUAUAAUAUCACCCGACCAUUAUAAAGGGGCAGAUUGUGUGAUUGUGGCUCGAGUUACAGGGGAUCAGUAUCAAAAUGAACUUGCCUAGUAGUAUACAAUAUUUUUUUAAAGGUACCAGUCCCACGGGAGAUGUGUAAUAUAUUUUCUCUUUAUAACCUUAGUGAAUGUGGACCUAAUGUGUACGUUCUUGCCAGUAGUGCCUUCGGACCCCUUUGUUAUUCAUAUGUUUUCUUUGUACCGUUCCGUCUCUGUGUGCCUGCUUUCUAUUGUACAGCACUUUUGGGAAAUGUUAGUACUGUAUAAAUACAAAUGUAUACUAUUAAACUAUUUUUGUCAUGUA